AUGCGUGAAACCGAUGUAAAGCUCGACGGUCACGAGGACCGUAUCCUCUGGCGAAGAUUGUUCACCUCUGGGAUCUUUAGAACAGAAUUCCAUCGACACUACUGGGUCAUUGAUGCUCUCGAUGAGUGUGCAAACCUGUCAUCUUUCUUCGAAAUUGUGCUUGGCCAGCUUGAUCCCUCAGUCCCGCUGAGAAUUCUGGUCACAAGCCGACAAACGUCGGACAUCGAAAGGUGUAUUACAAUGUUAGCACAUAACCAAGUCCGAGCGGAGCUUAUCUCAACUGCGGACAUGAAGAAUGAUCUUGAAUCGCUUGUUCGAACGAAAGCCAGUACCCUGAUUGUCAGAACCGAGGCUGAUCGUGCUGCUCUGGCGGAAAGAAUUUUAGCGAAGUCUCAAGGAUCUUGGCUUUGGACUGUCUUGGUUCUCAAUGAGUUGUCUGACUCACAUUCGGAAGAGGAGAUUCGCCAGGUCCUCGCGGAAGCGCCCAAGKACAUGGAAGAACUUUACUUGAGAACACUAGAUUUGAUGUCACGAACUACACGAGGCAAGAGGCUGAUUAAGGCUAUCCUUGCCUGGGCUACAACUGCAACGCGGCAACUAACUGUGGAGGAGCUUGAAGAAGCUUUGAAACUAGAUAUCAACGAUACAUUCCCUAGAUUGCGGGAAAGCAUAAGUGCACUGUGUGGGCAGCUGGUUGCUAUUGAUAAGUUUGACAGAGUCCAGAUGGUGCAUGAAACUGCUAGGGAGUUUCUAUUGAACAACAGUUUGAAUUCAGAGUUCGCGAUUGAUAAGGCCGAUGCUCAUACGCGUAUCGCAAGAGCUUGCCUUACGUACCUUGCAGGGGAGGAGAUGAGGCCACCGAGGACCAAAAGGCGAGCCAUUUCAAGGACCCCAGCAGAAAAACGAAGCGAGUUCUCUAGCUACGCUUCCUUACAAUUCUCUUAUCACCUAACGAAGGCCAAUCCACUAGCAGACGACCUUCUGACUUUACUUGACAAGUUCCUGAAAACCAACAUCUUUUCAUGGAUCGAAGUUAUCGCUAGAAGUAAGAACCUCAUGCCACUCAUCCGCACUGCGAGGAACCUGAAAAUAUAUCUGAAUGCCUGCUCCGGCCAGCGGUCACCGCUCGCGACUGAAUUACAAAGGGUGAGAGGUUGGAUAACGGACUUGAUCAGAAUUGCCGCGAAGUUCUCAGAUCCUCUCAUCAGCCUACCGUCGGCGAUAUACUCGCUGAUACCCCAAUUCUGUCCCUUAGAAUCGACAGUGCACAAGACUGCAGGCCCCGGGCGAAAGAUCUCUGUUAUUGGAAUGUCGAACGCUUUGUGGGACGAUCGACUCUCUUGCAUUGAUUUCCAUCAAGGCCAAACUAGCGCACUCUGCCACGGACACGAGUUUUUUGCGGUAGGGUUGAGUACCGGUCAAAUAUUCAUGUACUACGUGACGACUUGUCAGGAAUACAAGAAGCUUGAUCAUGGAGAGGCGGUCCAGUUCCUGCAGUUCGGAACCAAGGCGGACUUACUCGCCUCGUGUGGAUUGAAGAAGGUUUUGGUAUGGGACGUUCGGAACGGUCAUAUCCUUUACAGUUUCGAAGUGACGGCUAGACCUAUAGGACUUACAUUCGACGGAGAUUCCCUGGUUAUUCCAACGUAUAAAAAUUACUUGGCGUCUUGGGACCUGAACAACAAUGGUGCUAGACAACCGGACAGGCCGUGGAAUGACACAGGCGAUGACAACUGCGCGCGGUCGAGGCGAGUUCCAAGUGCGAUCUCGAUCUCCUUCGGACAUAGAAUGCUCGCAGUCGCAUAUAGUGGGCGGCCGAUUGCUCUCUGGGACCUCGAAGAGGAUGCUUAUUAUGGUUCUUGCGGCAAAAAACUUUCCGAUGGUGGGACGAGCACGCAUUUGGUGACAGCCCUGGUAUUCAACCCCAACCCGGCUAUUGGUCUGCUUGUUGCAUCAUACCUUGAUGGUGAACUUGUUCUUCUCAAUCCAUUUGACGAUCAAAUUCUGGAAAGUCAUCGCGCGAAUUGCCACACGCUCGCAUCCAGUCCAGACGGACGCCUGCUUGCAGGAAGUGCUGGAUUCGGAGCAAUUCAGAUAUACGAAUUCGAUACUCUCACGUUGCUCUACCGAGUCCAAGCAUCUAGUCUCCACAUAAAACAGCUGUCUUUCAGCAUCGAUAGCCUGCACUGUGUCGAUAUUAGAGGAUCGCAAUGCAAUGUUUGGGAGCCGCCGAUGCUCCUUCGGAGUUCAGUCGGUGACGAUACGAGCGAAAACUCGUCGCAAUCGUUUGUAGAAGCGGUUGCCACGGACACUAAGGUCAAGAUCAGCGCCAUUGCAGUGAACAGUGACAGAGAUGUUGUCCUAUGCGGCCGCGAUGAUGGGUCUGUUUCAUUGUACGACGCAAGAACCGGGUCUAGGAAGCUUGAAAUCUGCCGUCACAACUCACCAGUUCGCAUCUUGGAAUGGUGGAGUCAACAUGACCUAGCUAUCAGCAUUGAUGUAUCAAACAAGAUACUUGCCUGGAAUGUGAGGAAGUCGGCGCAAGGCGAAUGGAUUGCCGAGAGAAUGGCAUUUCAGUCCCGACUAGAGUCUGGCAGUUCCAUCAUUCAAUUGCUCACGUCGAAAGCAAUUAGCAAGUUCCUCAUAUCAACACGUGAAUCAGAUCACCUGUGGCAAGUUGAUGGCCACGAGGAGAGUUCACGAAUAUACACCGAUAGGCUAGGCGUGCGAAAAUGGGUGCAGCAUCCACGCUCAGCACAUCACGCAAUUUGCUUUGAAAGUACAGCUGUCCGAGUGUAUACUUGGGAUAAGUGGUUACAGGUUCUAUCUGUGUCACUUGACAUCAGUGUGCGGGAGCUGGAGUUUAAGAGCAUCAAACAAUUUGCGUUCCAUAGUGCAAAGGGUGUUCUCAUUGAGCUCUCCGAAUCAGGCGGCCCAGCGAAGACUCAAAACCUAUAUCUUCUGGACGCACAAUCCUUCGAAGCCAAUAAUAAAGACAACGUCAAGGAAGUCGUCGCAGUAUCACCAGGGUUAGACGACAAUCUAGCACCAUUAUCGAUAGUCGAAGGUCAAGGCGUGCAAGAAGGUGAGUCUCUGGUUUCACCAGUGGAGCCAAGGCUCGCCCUUCUUUCUCAGAGGGUCGCACACGUUAUUGGAAUCUGCGAAUCCAGUAGACUGGUCUUCCUCGACACCGGCUCCUGGGUAUGUUCUGUGAGACUGGAAAAUCAAACACCUGAUAUAACAUCGUACAGCAGACAUUUUUUCAUCCCGUACGACUGGGUCGCCGGGUGGCGGGACGUAAUUUGCGCCGUGCUUCGGCGGGAUAUCCUCUUUGCACGCAACGACGAUCUCGUUAUUAUCAGGGGUGGAUUCGAUUUUACGGCAGAGAUUCACCUGCAGGAGUAG
Aspergillus viridinutans is the source of this 3405-nucleotide messenger RNA. Its product is annotated as WD40 repeat domain-containing protein. The record is from RefSeq and is a predicted model, not a curated record. The transcript has a single exon. Bases 1 to 3405 code for a protein of 1134 amino acids. Gene Ontology annotation, molecular function: protein binding. NCBI's taxonomy places the organism in Eukaryota, Fungi, Ascomycota, Eurotiomycetes, Eurotiales, Aspergillaceae.